AUGGCGCCGGCAGACAACCUCUCCCCGCCGGGGUCGAGUUCCUACUCUUCCGACACCCUGACGGUGGGCGAUGGAACAUGGGAUUUCACCAAGAACACAUUCCUGCUACCCAACCUUGUAGGGCUGAAUUUUGACACUAUGCGCUACAAUGUGCUCUACUUCAUCCUGGACUACCGCGACUACGGCCGUCGAGAUUACAACAGAGGCCGUGCCCACAGCAGCCAUGUUGGUGCCGGGGACGAAAGUAGCCGAGUCACCGAGAAAUCGGGCGGCAUGAUGAAGUGGCUCGGGCCACUCGCCGCCGGCGCGGGAGCAAUAGCACUGUUACGGGGCCGCAAGAAGAACAAGGACACCGAACGAGGCUUGAGUCGCAGCCCCAGCCCGGUGGGUCGUCCGCACCGCGCGACUGUCAUUUCCUCACGGCGAGAAUCGGAUAGCUACUACGACGAGAAACAUCCAGACCAACGCCGUGUGAGCGGCGUAACCAGCGGGGGCGGUGGAGGCGGCUUCAUGAAUAAGAUUUUUGGAGUCGGCGCCGGACUGGGCGCGGGGGCGCUAGUCGCCAAGAUGAUGAACCGUGGAGACAGGCGCCACGACGAUGAAUACUCGGCCGUCGCGACCGACACGCCUAGCCGUGUACGCAGGCACCCGCCGCCAAGGAGCGAGUUCACCGAAAGCGAGUUUACAGACUUGACCGAGGACACCCGAAGAUAUCCGAGCCGCCGCGAUGCAGAAUCAUCCAUCCUUCCGCCCCCUCGCCCACCGGCUGGCGGUGGUAGACCGACGAGACCUAUGACCCCGCAGCGUUCGCACGCGGCUACGUCUCGAUUUGACAGCACGAUCGAUGGCUCAGAUUACUCGUCUUAUGUUAGCCCCUCUAGGAGAGCCUCCGAGCCGGCGCGAAAGAAUAGCGGCGGUGGUGUCGGAAAGGGGCUCCUUGCCGGCAUGGGGUUGGGAUUUUUGGCCAAAAUGGGCAAGGACAGGCGGGAUAGGAGGGAAGAGGAACGAUUGAGGGACGAAGAAGACAGGCGGAGAGAGGAGGAGGAGGAUAGGAGAGCAGGGCGCCGGAACUCAAAGUACACGGGCGACGGGUACCCCACCCCAACCAGACAAGGAUCAAGACGGCGACCACAUAGGCCCCCACCGUCCGGAAUCACCGCCACCGAGACCAUGACGGGGACCAUGACGGGGACCAUGACAGGAACUUCAGUGUUCUCGGAGGAAUCAUCGAUUGAGCCGCGCGGCAGUACACCAUAUGAUCCAGCGCCGCCGGGUAUGCGGCCACCUCCUCCAGGCUCAGUCCCCGCCCCUGGUGCCCCUCCUGCGCCGGGAGCCUUUGCCGGAGGGCCACCCCCAGCGCCCAUUCCGGUUGCAGGCACCAUGCCCGGGCCUCCUCCACGGUACGAUGCGGCGGAACCAGUGUCCAUGCCACCAAUCCCGCCAGACCCGCAUGGGAUCUUCCACCGCGACUCGGACGGCAGCGAAGCCUACGGCGCCACCGCCCCCGUCCGCAGCCGCAGUAGCCGAAGACGGCGCGAAGUCGACCCGGCCAUCGCGGCGGCCAACGCUUCCGCUAGCGCCCUAGCCCUCGAGGAAGAAGAGCGCCGCCGCCGGGGGGAGCGCCCCCACCAGAGUCCCAUCAGCGUAAGCCUGCGCGUGGCCGACGACGACCCCAACCGAUUCACCUUCCGGCGCGUCGCCGAGGGAGAAGCCGUCGGACACUCAGGCGGCAGCGGCCGCCCCCGCCGCCGGGCCGAUUCCGUCAGCAGCCAAUCAGGCAACGAGACCCCCACCGCUGCCAGCGCCGGCAGGAGCUAUCGCCGCGACCGCCGGGAGUCGACCAGCCGCGGCCGCGCCGAGACCGCCGCCGAGCAGCGCGUCGAGGGAGGAAACACCACCGGCACAUCGGCCGACGAGCUGGACCCGCCGAACCCCGCCUUCGCGAGACGCGCCGGCGGCAAGGACUCGGCGUACUAUUCCGGGGGGGCCGGUGCUGCGGCUGGCGGUGCGAGCGGUAGUGGUGGUGCUGCGGGCCCGUCGGGCGCCGUGCCUGCUGCCGGCGCGACCAUCUCCACGCUGGACAGCCCUGCGGGGCUGAUGAGCCCUGGUGGCAGCCAUGCUACGUUUACGAGCGUGCCGAUGACGGAUGCGGGCGCCGCGGCGGAUCGGAGGCGCAGGAGGAGGUUGGAGCGCAGGGAUGGGAGUCGGCAGCCUACGAGCGUGGAUUAUUCGUGA
This is a messenger RNA of Chaetomium globosum CBS 148.51, 2235 nucleotides long. RefSeq lists its product as uncharacterized. The transcript has 2 exons. NCBI's taxonomy places the organism in Eukaryota, Fungi, Ascomycota, Sordariomycetes, Sordariales, Chaetomiaceae. The coding region runs from base 1 to 2235 and encodes 744 amino acids. The record is from RefSeq and is a predicted model, not a curated record.